AUGAAAUUUUUAGUUUUUACAAUAUUUUUUUUACAUGUAUCAUUCUUAAUUGGAAAUGUCAAUAUUAAUAUUGAAGAUUUAAAGCAAUGUUUUGAACGAUAUAUUGGUAGGAAACUUGUUGGCUUAUCUCCAUAUCAUACAGAAUUUAAGAUGGCUGAGGAAGAAGAAUGUUUAAAAUUCUGUUACAAAACUGCAUCACGAUGUCGUAGUAUUGUUCAUGAUAGAGUAAGACAUAUAUGUUAUUUUUUUAAUGAUGGUGAUCAAGACAUGACAACUUUUGCCAAAAAAAUGUCAUAUUUUAAAGUUACUGAUCCUCGUUGUUUUCAAUAUUUAAAUGAAGGUAUCGAAAAUACCAGAUUAGCUGGGCCAAUUUAUACACCACCAAAAGAAGAAGCAAGAGAUCCCAUAUAUAUAGUAUCAUCAACAGAGAUACCAAAAACAACUACUAUUAAAAUAGAAAUACCAACAACUACUACUGAAAAAGUUACUACUACCAAUGAAAUAAAAAGUAAAGAAGAUGUUAAGGCAAUAUAUAAAGAAAUUUUACAACAUCCUGCAGAAGGUGUAUUAUCAUUAGAAAACAAUAAUGAAUUUGAUAUUGAUACAACAACAAAAGAGAUAGAUUUAAUAAAAAGUUUUGAAGAUGUUUCAGGAAAAUUAAUGCCAAAAGUAAGUGGAUUUAAGGCAAUAAAAAGACCAAUCAAUGAAAAUAGUAUAUUGUCGGAUGAGGAAGAUAAACCAGAAAUUAGAAGAAAACAACAAAAUAUAAAGACAACCAACAAAUUAUCAGAAAUUAAUGAAAUUGAAUUACUAGAUAAAACAUUUCCUCUUAAUGAUUCUCAAUAUAAACUAAUACAACCAGAAGAAAAAAAUUUUACAGGUUAUAAUGACUGUGAAAGUGGUGAUGUGCGAAUAUGGAUGGCAAUAGAAAAUUCUGAAUUUUUACCUUUACCUGAUGAUGAUAGAUUUAUAAUAAUAGAUGCAGAUAAUGAAAUGGGAUGUAAAAAAAAAUGUGAAAAAAGUAAUUGUGAUAUAUUUACUUUAGAUGAAAAAGACAAAAAUUGUAGAUUACAUUAUGCUAAAAAUGAAGAAAAUGGAAAUUAUUUUAUUAAUCAAAUUGUACAUUCCUCUACUGAUGACUUUAGUAGUAGGACAUUUAAACAACUUUGUUAUCCUUCUCAAUAUGUUGGAUUAUCACAAUGUACAGAUAUUAUAUCAUUUCUUGAAUAUACCGUUUAUACUGAUCCAAAAGAAGUAUAUUCAGGUUUUCCAAGUGGUUCAGAUGGAAUAUUAAAUUGUGUAGAAUUAUGUUAUUUAUCAAAAAAUUUCAUUUGUAAAUCAGCAACAUUUGACUUAGAGUCAGGAGAGUGUAAAUUAUUUGAAAAUGAUUCAAUCACAUCACCAGAACUCUUCAAAAGUUUACCAAAAAGUAAAUUAAUAUAUUUUGAAAAUGGUUGCAAUAUCGAGGAAUUUGACCUAAAAAAUGCCAGAAUUAAUAAAGUUAACAGAUCAUAA
Molecule: messenger RNA, 1515 nt
Organism: Strongyloides ratti
Lineage: Eukaryota; Metazoa; Nematoda; Chromadorea; Rhabditida; Strongyloididae
Product: PAN-1 domain and Apple-like domain-containing protein
Exons: 2
Coding region: 1-1515 (504 amino acids)
Source: RefSeq, a predicted model, not a curated record